Messenger RNA from Adineta steineri, 2259 nucleotides. The record is from the annotation of a GenBank genome assembly. Lineage: Eukaryota; Metazoa; Rotifera; Eurotatoria; Adinetida; Adinetidae.
AUGGUAGGCGGCCAGGUGAUUAUCCUUCAUCCUUACGGACAGCUUGAUAUGGAAUUGUUUUCAAAAACAAUUAGUCAUCAUCAAGUGUCAUAUUUGGGCACUGUACCAUCUCAAAUGAUUAAUUUAACUAAGUUUCUAAAUACUACAAAUCGAAAUUAUGUUCUCGAAACGCUUCGAUGUGUAUCAACUGGAGGAGAGGCGCUAUUCGUUGGCACUGUUGUUGAUAUGCAGCGUUACCUGAAAAAUAACUGUCGCAUUUACAACUAUUAUGGUCCUACUGAAUGUACGGAAGCAGCAGUUGAACAUUUAAUAACAGAAGACGACCUUGCUCGUAGUUCUAUACCGCUGGGACAACCUAUGGCAAAUGUUUACAUCUAUGUCGUCAACAAGUAUCUUCAACCCACUAUACCUGGCAUGCACAUGGGUGAAAUUAUUAUUGGGGGUGCUGGUGUAUUCGCCGGUUAUCGUAGUCGAAAUGAGUUAACAGCUCAAGUCAUGUGUCAAAUCAAUAAUGAACUAUGCUAUAAGACAGGAGAUUUAGGAUGUUUCAAUCCCAAAACCCGUUGUUUAGAAUACUGUGGUAGAGAAGAUUAUCAAGUGAAACUUCGAGGACAACGUAUUGAAUUAAGUGAAAUUGAAUCAGUGAUUAUGAGUAUUGUCGCAAUGUGUGUUGUUGUCAAAGUAGCACAAUGCAACAGUGACUAUCUUGUUGCUUAUGUCGAAGGAAAGAGUUAUAGUGUAAAUGAAGAACAACUUCGACAACAUUGUCAGUCUCAUCUUCCACAAUAUAUGAUUCCAUCUUUCUUUGUUAUACUUGAUAAAUUACCUUUGAAUCCAAAUGGUAAAAUAGAUCGAAAACUUCUUCCUCCACCUGAUUUUUCAUCAAGACAUCUCACUAAUCAUGAUGAAAUAUUACUACCAACAAAUGAUAUUGAAGUUAGUAUUCAUCGUAUUUGGUGUGAGAUAUUUAAACAAAAUCAAAUCUCAACUGAUACAAAUAUCUUUACUCUUGGUGGUCAUUCACUUUUCAUUAUGCAACUAUUUCAUCGAUACAAGACCGAGUUUCUUUUAGAAACAAAUACCCUUUCUAUUUCGAGUCUAUUUCAACAUCCAACAAUUAUUCAUCAUGCUCAACUCAUUCAACAAUCUAUCAAUAUCAUUAGCACUCUCGACGAUAAUCCUUGGUCUUCAUUACAAAUCAUGAAAGCUAAAGCAUCAUUUGCUCAAGAACGCAUCUUCUUAGAUGAACAAAUCCGAUUUUCAUCAACAAAUAAUAAUAUUAACAACAUGUAUGUUAUUCCAUUAAUUUAUCGUAUAUCAUCUCUGAAUGAUCAUAUAUCUAUUUCACGAUUACAACAUGCAUAUCAAUCUAUCGUAAAAAAACAUCAAGUUCUUCGAACAGCACUCUCUCUUGACACAAAUGGUACUAUUCUUCAACAUUGUUUAGAUACAAAUGCUAUUAUCAAUGAUAAGAAAUUAUCUAGAUUUUUGAUGAUUAAUCUUCCCGAUGAAGAACAUGAACUGAAUGAAAUUGUAAAGAAGAUUUUAAAUCAAUCAGAUUUAUUUGAUUUAUCAAAAGGACAUGUUAUUAAUUGUCAUAUUCUUCGUCGUGAUCAAUCAAAUCAUGCAUUGACUCAGAAUAAUGAUGAUGUAUUAACUAAAGAUGAUCUCAUAUUAUUUACCAUUCAUCAUGCUUGCUUUGAUGGAGCAUCGACAUCAAUCUUUCUUCGUGAUCUCUCUCUUGCUUAUCAAUCUGAUGGUUCAUUACCUGUAGAUGAUAAUUCAUUACCAUACAUCGACUAUGCUGUUCAUGAGCAGAUAAUGAACAUGACAUCAGCUCAAGAAUUUUGGCUAUUACAACUCAAAGGGUAUAAUCUGGCACGACAAUUAUCAUUACCUGUUGAUCGACAACGUUCAUCAACUAAUCAACGAUCAGGUUUAGCUUCUACAGCUCAGAUCACUUUCGACGAUGAAAUAUGUAGAUCAUUUCUAAACUAUGCAUCAUCACAUCAUCUCACACUCUUUCAGCUUGGAUUAUCGAUAUUUUAUGUCUUCCUAUGCAAAUUAACUCAUGGUGAGACUGAUUUAUGUAUUUCUUCUAUCAAUGCUAAUCGAUACCGAAGUGAACUAGUGAACAUGAUAGGAAUGUUUGUAUCAACAUUACCAUAUCGUGUUGAACUUGAUCCUCAAUGGUCAUUUGAUGAAGUAGUUAAAUAUGUACAAGAAAAAUGUUUGUCAAUUCUUGAGCAUUCUCAUUAU